AUGUCUUCAUCAACCUCGUUGAGACGCAAAGAUCGCGCGGCACGGUAUCGAAUGGACCAUCAGGGUGACCCAAGUGCUGUUCAUGGUUAUGUCGAUAACCCUGUUCUUCAACAUCCCCCGAGGUAUCCUGGUCCACAGAAUGCCUCGGGCUACUACUACCCCAAUCCGUACUCGGCUUAUCCUUACCAGCCACAGAAUCCUUAUCCCGUCCCAGGUCGACCCCCUUAUGACGGCCGAGGUAAUGGUUAUCCAUAUCCGUGCUAUCACUCUUACCAACCUUCGCCGCAAUACUCAGCCUCUACACCUGUUCCCUAUCCACCUGCACCCAAUGCUCCGGGGUAUUAUCAAGGAACGACAUUUACUCCCGGGUUCAACUCUUCUUCUGGCUACUAUUUCCAACCGAGUCCAGUCUAUCAACAAAAUCAGUUCCAAUACCCAGCGGAGAUGCCCGUUAUGCCUUCGUAUGAGGCAUAUCCGAACAUGAGAGCUGAAGAUCAUAACUCUCGAAUCUCUGAGGCGAAUUUUCUCCAGUUAUUGCGUCCAUUCGCUCCGGCCCCUCGUUCUUUUCCACAAUCUCGACCUUUGGUGCCUACCGUGGCCCCCUUUCAACCAUCAUCGACACAAAAAGACCCCGUGAUGGAAAAGCAGAACCCUCUGAGAUCCGAACACCCCAGUUCUCAGAUACCCAGCCUCGUGGAGCCAGUCCAAGCAGUGCGACUGACUAUGGAAGAUUUUCCAGCGCUCCCGAAGUCUCAGGCUAGCGCGGCGCCUCUCAAGGAAAAGCAUGCCACGAAGGUAAUGGAGGUACCAGGCCAGGGUAAAACAGUGGCUACAUCUUUGAGCGAGGGUUCGAAUAUCCCACUUCCUUCCCAAGAUACCCCCGCAAUGGAUACCGGUUCUCGUCCUAUCAAGCCCAAACAGGUUGGCGCCAUAUCUCGAGUGAAAGCAAUUCCGAUAAAUGAGACGACCACGGUACAGGCAGCUGCGGCCACCAACCCCUCAGCAUCCGACCCUAGCUCUGGUAGUAGAGAGGGACCGAUCGAGCCACCUGCAUUGGUUGAUGAUGGCAUUUUGUUUGCAGGCCCAGCACGACCCGAGACAGGGCUUAGCCUGCGGCCUGCGGGCCUUCAUCCUGCUCCUGAUCAGGCUUCUGCGGCUUCUGAAAUCUCGAAUACUGGCUACGCUCACACCCAUGCCGCCUCAGCUGCAGUUCGCGCUCCACCUGGUAUCGAAUGCUCGGAUGAACGUAGGUUGCAAAACCUCAUAGUUAUGGAGUCUGAAGCUGAGAUCAUGGAUCAUUUCACCGCAGAUCGUGUCGAGGAAUGGAGUCAAAUGUGUCGACAUGCUCAUAAGAACACGCCUUUACACAGGGAUGUUGAAUUUUGGCGCAUGGCCCCUGGGACAAAUCUCUAUGGCUCUGGACCACUUAAUCCUGCAAGCCCUUCUCUGGCCUUCGACAUUGAGAAAGAAUACAAUCAUAUCCUGUGGGACCCAAGCCACAGGUUCUGGGAUACACCAUCGAAUUCUCGAAUGUCGCCUACCCACAUCCUAGCUGCUGACCCCCAAACCCAGCAGCUGGUAUCGGUCUUCGAAAUCGCUUGCAAGAGACUGUGGAGUUAUGCUGAUGGAUACUCCAAUUUUCAAAAACCCUCAGUUUUCCCUCCGACUGGACAUCGUUACGUAGAGGGUCGUAUCCCACACCACCAGGCCAAUUUUGUGGAUCUUCAAGGUAUUCCUGACUGGAAAAUUGCAGAGGUUCGCGAUAAUCACCAAGUUCAUCAGGAUUUUCGAAACAACGCUUGCCAUGUGCCAUACAUGGGACCACCAAUAGCCAAUUGCCCACCUCCCUAUGGAGAUUCGCUAAGAGCCAGAAUACCUCGUAUGGACAUGGCUACCCCCUUUCAUCCCUCUCAUCAUCUAGACCAUCACCUACAGUCUUUCUCGGCAGCACCCGGGAAUUCUGCACAGAUACAACGGGGUAUAAACAGCCCAAGCUCCUACUGGGAUUCUGACGACUACCCUGCCCCAAGGUCCUUACUUCGCUCGGACAUCUCUGUUCAGUCCCAUUACUCUGCCUACUCAGACAUGCAUAAUAACGAAAGCACUCAGCAAUCGAUGAAUUCUGUUGAGAACCCGGCAUCCUAUUAUGAUUUUGUCGAGGGUCCAAGCAGAGCCGAGCCUCCACGUAUCAUGAUCGAGGCAUGGGAGCCAGAUCAAACCCCACGACCCUCCUUCGCAAGUUGCGUCAUAAGCCCCCGUUCUUUUGGGAGUAGAGAUUGCAUGGAUAUCGUCGCUGACUCGACUAUCAUUGCUGACUCAAUUCUCGAGGAGCGUCCUCCACACCCGCUCUACGCUGCUGCCCGUGAUAUUGCCCUCGCUCGUUAUGGAACGCAAGUUCCUGACGGGUCUCCUAGCCCUCUCCCUCGAAGCAGCAACAGACGAUGA
This is a messenger RNA of Penicillium waksmanii, 2445 nucleotides long. RefSeq lists its product as uncharacterized. Bases 1 to 2445 code for a protein of 814 amino acids. The transcript has a single exon. The record is from RefSeq and is a predicted model, not a curated record. Lineage: Eukaryota; Fungi; Ascomycota; Eurotiomycetes; Eurotiales; Aspergillaceae.